UCGAGCACGCAAAGAGUGGAAGGGAAUCCGACAAUGGCGAACGAUCAAGCAGCAGCUGCUACUGCUGCAGAAGAAGAGAACACAGCCGCCAACACCAAUCUGAUCAACACAUUCUGCGAAAUCACCUCUUCGUCCAAAGAAGAAGCCCUCUUCUUCCUCGAGAGCCAUAACUUUGACCUCGACGCCGCCGUCUCCACCUACUACGAGACCUCCGUCGCCUCCGCCGACGCCGGCCUCCAGCCCCGGGACCGUCCACCAUCGCUGUCGCCUUCGCCGUCCGCCUCGCCGCCUUCGUCUCCCUCGCGCUCCCGUUCGCCGUCUCCGCCGGCGGCCGCCCGUUACAAUCUCCGCGGCCGGCGAUCGGGCAAGGGGCCCUCCGGGAGCCGGACGGUCGGCGGGGUUCACACGCUGUCCGAUCUGAAUCGGCCGUCGGGAGAUGGCUCUGGUAGUGAUUCUGAUUACGAGCCCCCGGAGUACAACGCCGGUGGCCAGAAGAGUGGAAUGCAUGUCCAAGAUCCGUCUAAAAUCAAUGAUGUGGAUUCAAUUUUCACUGAAGCUAGAGAAGCAGGAGCUGUAGAAGGACCUUUCAAUGACCUUCGACCAUCAUCAAGCUCACGAAGCUUUACUGGAACAGGGAGAUUACUUUCAGGAGAGACUGGGACACCUGCUCCUCAGCAGCCUGAAGUCAUUACACACAAUAUCGUUUUCUGGAGUAAUGGAUUCACAGUGGAUGGUGGUCCAUUGCAAAGAUUGGAUGAUCCAGAGAAUGCACCCUUCUUGGAGAGCAUCAGAAAGUCCGAGUGUCCAAAAGAACUUGAGCCAGCAGAUAAGAGAACUGUAGUCCACGUCAAUCUUACCAGGAAAGAAGAAAAUUGUCCUGUACCAGAGCAGCGAAGUUUACCAUUUCAGGGCAUUGGAAGAACUUUAGGCAGCACUGCAGCUGCGGAGCCAACAGCGUCUACCAAUUCCCUCAAUACUGCUCCACCACCCUCCAUGGGUCUAAUCAUGGAUGACUCCUUACCUUUGACCUCAAUUCAGCUCAGAUUGUCAGAUGGUACACGCAUGGUUUCACGUUUCAACUUCCACCAUACCAUCAGGGAUAUCCGCGCCUUCAUUGAUGCUUCUAGGCCUUCCGGUGCAAGGACCUAUCAACUGCAGACAGUGGGAUUCCCUCCCAAACAACUCACCGAUCUGGACCAGUCAAUCGAACAGGCUGGACUAGCCAAUUCUGUUGUGAUCCAGAGACUCUAGUAAGUCAUCUCCUUGGUCAUAAAUAAGUCACUCCUUGCACAUGAACUAUUGCCUUUAUGCAACAUUUGUGAAAUAGCUUUUGAUUCUCAAAUACCUUUAUAUCAAUCUAUAUUUAUUGAAUCUAGAGAUCAAGCUAUCUGUUUGAAACAGGAAUUUUUCCGAUUGGCACAUGUUUCCUGAGCACGAGAACUCUUGAAUUGCUUCUUUGAGGCUAUUUUGAUACUUUCUUUCUUUUCUAUUUUAUGUUUAUUUUUACAGAGGAAUCAUUCUCAAAUUUUGCUUAAA
This is a messenger RNA of Diospyros lotus (date-plum), 1536 nucleotides long. RefSeq names its product plant UBX domain-containing protein 4-like. Bases 34 to 1251 code for a protein of 405 amino acids. Gene Ontology annotation, biological process: proteasome-mediated ubiquitin-dependent protein catabolic process; nuclear membrane reassembly; membrane fusion. Gene Ontology annotation, cellular component: nucleus; cytosol. NCBI's taxonomy places the organism in Eukaryota, Viridiplantae, Streptophyta, Magnoliopsida, Ericales, Ebenaceae. The record is from RefSeq and is a predicted model, not a curated record. The transcript is spliced from 4 exons. Gene Ontology annotation, molecular function: ubiquitin binding.